Molecule: messenger RNA, 1674 nt
Organism: Oldenlandia corymbosa var. corymbosa
Lineage: Eukaryota; Viridiplantae; Streptophyta; Magnoliopsida; Gentianales; Rubiaceae
Source: the annotation of a GenBank genome assembly
AUGGUUUCUGGCAAAGCGUUCUCUAGUAGUAUUUUUCUGGGUUUGCCAGUUUUGAUAUUUAUCUUCACUAUAACUUGCUUUGUACCACAAACUUCUGGGCUCGCGGAUAUCUUUCCAGACUCUGCUUUUCCGGGUGGACUUGAAGAGGCCAAGUACGAUGUUAAUCCGAGAAUUGAGAGGUCUGUGUUGGAGGGAAGCAAUGGGGGAAACUCAUCCCUGAUAUUGGCUGCUGAAAGAACUCGUCGGAAGGAUCCACUUGAUGACUUGAAAUACUAUACUGGUGGAUGGAAUAUCAGUAACAAGCAUUACUUUGCUUCUGCAGGGUUCUCUGCUUCUCCGCUGUUGUUAGCAGCUGUAAUCUGGUUUGUUGGAUGUGGCCUCUGCUUGCUUUUUGCUUGUCUAUGUUUCUGCUGCUGUGGAAGACAAACUUAUGGCUAUUCUCGAACUGCUUACGCACUUUCUCUCCUCUUACUGUUAUUGUUUACAGUUGCCGCAAUUGUUGGCUCUGUUGUUCUUUAUACCGGACAAGGAAAAUUUCACGAUACAACAUCAGACAUGUUGAAGUAUGUUGUAGCACAAUCAGAUUCAACAGUCAACAACCUGAGGAAUGUGUCAGAUUACCUUGCUGCUGCUAAGGAGGUUAAGAUAGAUAACAUUGCCCUACCUUCGGGUGUCCAAAAAAAUAUUGAUCAAGUUGAUGCAAAGAUCACCUCUGCUGCAAACACACUUGAAAGUGAAACUGAAAAGAACAGAAAUCAUAUUGUGGACAUUUUGGAAACUGUGAGGAAGAUUCUAAUCAUAGUUGCUGCUGUAAUGCUUGUUGUGGCGGUCCUUGGAUUUUUAUUCUCGGUCCUUGGCUUGGGGUUCCUUGUCUACAUCCUGGUCUUCCUUGGGUGGAUUUUGGUCGCAGUCACACUGAUCUUGUCGGGCAUUUUUCUUGCUCUUUAUAACGCUACUGGUGAUACAUGCCUUGCGAUGGACCAGUGGGUUAAGAACCCUGCAGCUCAUACAGCGUUAGACGAUAUCCUUCCAUGCGUGGAUGUUUCAACUGCUCAAGAAAUAUUGUCUCAGAGUAAAACUGUCACAUUUCAACUAGUUGGGGUGGUUGAUGGAAUCAUCAAUAACGUGUCUAACGUGAAUUUUCCACCAUCUGCUGGACCGUUAUAUUAUAAUCAAUCUGGUCCUCUGGUUCCUCGUCUCUGCAAUCCCUUCAAUCCAGACAAUACAGACCGGAAAUGUACAUCGGGUGAAGUGGACUUAUCCAAUGCCACCCAGGUUUGGAGUAGGUAUGUGUGCCAGGUCUCAAAAAAUAACGUGUGCACCAAUGUCGGCCGCUUAACACCUUCAAUGUACCAGCAGAUGUCUUCUGCUGUUAAUGUCAGCUACGGUCUGAAUCACUACGGCCCAUUCCUCAGUGACCUGUUGGACUGCACUUUUGUUCGGGAUACAUUCACAACCAUAGAGAGAGAUCAUUGUGGUGGUCUCAAGAGGUACAGCAAAUGGGUACACAUCGGUUUGACAUUGGUUGCUGCUGCAGUAGCACUGUCAUUGAUCUUUUGGGUGGUUUAUGCGAGAGAAAGGCGCCAUCGUAAAUAUACCAAACUCGUCGACGCAAGAUCUACACAAGAAUCAUUUGACGGCAAACAGCAGUAUAGAAGUUCCACUAAUCUGUGA